AUGCCACGAGACUUAUUCCCAGACAAGAAGUCGCCGGAUGCCAUGCCCGAACUAUCAAGGGAGCCUGAGACCGUCUCUAGUCCCGAAUCCGUAGAGCAAUCUAGUCUGGUGCCCCAUCGUAGUUCCAAUAUUGCUCAGGAGGGGAGACUCAAGCAAAUGGGAGUUCGUCCAUACACUUCGUUGCUGAACAUCGACGACCUUGAUGACUGCGAUUGGCUUGAGCAUGCGGCCUUUGAUCCGGUUGAAGCCGCGUCGCGGGAGAAGCUCGAGUACCGUCUGCGAACCUGUGGUGAACUCUGCAGCGGCCUCUUCUCUUCCGCCUACCCCACCACAUCAGGACCAUUAGGUGAAACCAUCAAGUUGCAUUCAUUCCCGUCAAUAGACUCGACCGACACCGACCGCAAGCGUGUGAUAAUUGGUCACAUCAUCUCCACCAAAGCAAACUCACCUCUUGUCACUGAUGACGCUAUGGACUAUCCCAAGGACUGGAAGACCAACUACCAGCUCACGCCAAACGUAGGGCAUAAUGAAGACGGGCAGACCAUAUGCCUGCACUCGCUUUGUGUGCAUCCAAACUUUGCGCGCAAAGGACUCGGCUCAAUAUUACUGCAAAGUUAUGUACAAAGGAUAAAGGAUUCAGGUGUAGCAUCUAGGAUAGCCCUCAUCUGCAGAGACCGAUAUAUACAGUUCUACGAGAGGGCAGGAUUCAACAAGGUUGGUCCGAGCAAAUGUCAGUACGGUGGAGGAAAUUGGGUAGACAUGGUGCUAGACUUUGAAGACAGCGGGGAUGACGGAUGGGAGUACUGA
Molecule: messenger RNA, 807 nt
Organism: Alternaria atra
Lineage: Eukaryota; Fungi; Ascomycota; Dothideomycetes; Pleosporales; Pleosporaceae
Exons: 2
Coding region: 1-807 (268 amino acids)
Cellular component (GO): cytoplasm
Molecular function (GO): aralkylamine N-acetyltransferase activity
Source: RefSeq, a predicted model, not a curated record